AUGUGGAAAACGCUUAGAAUUCCCGAUGGUUCUGUGAGGGACAUGAUGCCUAAUCAUCCGAUUCAGAUGUUACCCCAUAAGAAAAAGUCGCAUGAUGUCAAGUCUGAAGAUCGUAGCGUACAUUUAGAUGAUAGUGAGGUGCAAAAAGCAUUCGAGGAAGUUCACUCAAUCCUGGGCGAAGACAUCCACCAAACAAUAACGAACCAACAAAUAAUGCAGAUGAAAUAUUUGGAUUUAGUUAUCAAAGAAUCGAUGAGAUUAAAUACGACUGCUCCUGUAUUUUUACGAACACUUGAAGAAGAUGUACCUUACGAAAAAACCACGCUACCCAAAGGUUUAAUGGUUUUUAUGAUCCCGUUUAUGAUGCAUGUUGACCUUGAAUUAUAUCCGGAUCCUGAAAAAUUUAUUCCCGAACGGUUUCUCCCGGAAAAUUUGAGCCCAAAUAGAUAUAGUUACGCACCUUUUAAUCUUGGUGUUCGGAAUUGUAUUGGAAAAUUGUACGCAAUGGUUUCGAUGAAAAUUGCGUUAGCUAAGAUGUUGCUUAAUUACGAGUUUGUGGACGUUCACCAUCAACUUUGUUUGUCCGUGGAGGUUACUUUGCAAUCAAAAACUGGGAUUCGAGUUGGAAUACGUAAAAGAAAUUACGUGGAAAAGAACGAAUAA
This is a messenger RNA of Onthophagus taurus, 663 nucleotides long. The record is from RefSeq and is a predicted model, not a curated record. Lineage: Eukaryota; Metazoa; Arthropoda; Insecta; Coleoptera; Scarabaeidae.